Scylla paramamosain (green mud crab) is the source of this 1394-nucleotide messenger RNA. RefSeq names its product ionotropic receptor 93a-like. Lineage: Eukaryota; Metazoa; Arthropoda; Malacostraca; Decapoda; Portunidae. Gene Ontology annotation, cellular component: postsynaptic density membrane; plasma membrane. Gene Ontology annotation, molecular function: transmitter-gated monoatomic ion channel activity involved in regulation of postsynaptic membrane potential; glutamate receptor activity. The record is from RefSeq and is a predicted model, not a curated record. The transcript is spliced from 10 exons. The coding region runs from base 246 to 1394 and encodes 382 amino acids. Gene Ontology annotation, biological process: synaptic transmission, glutamatergic; modulation of chemical synaptic transmission.
AGCUUACAGGGUGCUGGCGGAAAGGAGAGAGGGGCAGAAGCAGAACACUUCAAGUACAAGAGGCACUCUUUACUCCGUUAACCUCACUGAAGGGCGCUGUUCUUCGUGCUGCUGUCGUAGAGGGUUUUAACGAAGUGGUUCCUGUAUAUGAAACAAAGCCAGAACUGGACGGAAAUAAUAAAAACCAUAGAUAUGAUGAAAAUACGAAUCCUGGCAUUGAAUACAGUAAAACUGAAAACUACACGAUGAUAGGGAGAAGAAAGUUGAUUCGACUUGAUGGUCUCCUUGGAACAUUAAUUGAUAAAAUAAGAAGAAACCUCAAUUUUGACAUCGAGUUCAUGUCCGUCCAAGGCUUCGGUGUGAAGACAGACAACGGAAGCUACAACGGUGUGCUCGGCAUGGUGCAACGGCGGGAGGCAGACUUCACAGCGGCCUCCCUUUCUCUACUAGCGGAACGAGCCAAGGCAGUGGAUUUUGGGGAGUGGUUUGGUUUUCAUAAUACUCGCUUCCUGACCAGAGUUUCAAAGUUGUUGGAGGGAAAUUUUCUGCUCUUUCAAAUAUUUACAUGGCAGGCGUGGGCAAGCAUCAUGACCUUUCUGAUCGUGUCGGCUGCAUCACUGUCUGCCAUGUGGAUGAGGGAAGAAAACACCACCACUACCAGUAACACAGGACAAAUAUUUCCAGCUGUUUUUAUUUCUGUCACUACAAUUCUCAAGACAGCAGUAAACAUGUCCUCGUCGCACCUCCCCCGCCACUCCGCUGGAAGGCUGGUGUUGAUCUCUUCCUGGGUGGUGGUGGUGGUCCUUGUUGCGGUGUACCGGGGUAACCUGACCGCUUUCCUCUCUAUUCCCAUGGUGGCCAGUCCCCCGACAACCAUACAGGAACUCCUGGACAUGGGCUAUACGCUUUCCGUUAGCCGCGGGUAUUCUCAGUAUCAUAAAAUGAAGACGUCGCCCAUAAUGCACCACUUGGAGGCUUUCAAAAGAGCGGAACUCCGUCAAGAUCAGGGUAUCCUUCCCAAAGAAGAAUACAUUACACGACUGCAAACUCAGCCGUUAGCCCUGUUGGACAUCUCCAUUCUUGGAGACUUCAGUGUUCACCACCAGCUUUGGUUUUCCUCUCCCUUCACUGACCAUCCUGGGGAACUAAGUAUCAACUUUGCUAUCCUCCAUGACCUAGAGCAAUUGCGUCAACCCUCCACAGUCACUGUGAUGGCCGUGCCGCUGGUGAUGGACAAGUACGCCGAGACUCGCGGAGCAGAGCGGGUGUGCACAUUGCAGAUGAGCUCAGAAAAACUCUUCCUGGAAAUUGGAGGCCUGGCGUUCCCCAAAAAUUCACCAAUAAAAUACUUGUUCGAUCAACAUCUUAGGGAUAACACCUCUCUUCGUCCCUAG